Mytilinidion resinicola is the source of this 904-nucleotide messenger RNA. RefSeq lists its product as uncharacterized. The record is from RefSeq and is a predicted model, not a curated record. Bases 185 to 649 code for a protein of 154 amino acids. NCBI's taxonomy places the organism in Eukaryota, Fungi, Ascomycota, Dothideomycetes, Mytilinidiales, Mytilinidiaceae. The transcript has a single exon.
UUUGAAAGGACUACAGACUGUAUUAUGUGUAUGAUAGCUUGUGUUAGAGCAAGAGAAUAAUGUGGCGUUGGAACUAGCAUAGGAUCGCGAGACGUGAGAUAGUAAUUGAUAUGAGAGGUUGACUUGGCAUCGUCGAACUUGAAUCAAACAUUGCCCAUGUGAUUCUCUGAAUAACUCGGGUACCAUGCUCGUUCUAGAUGCGUCAACACGCUUUGAGAAAUUUGAACCCCAUGGAAGGCCAUCACCUUGUAGAUUGUCGGGCCUGCUCUGUUUAGCAGGCUUACUCAGCAGCUGGUGUAUAACUAGUUAUUCUUCCUCCUGCCGCUCAAUAGCUAGCUUCCUGAUCAUCAUCAAUACAGCAGCUUUUGGCCCCACAUAUUGUCUUGAUUUGUUUUCAAUCUUACAAGGGUACUGCCGCUCAAUGUUGACGAGGCCGCUACGCAACCUUGGCCAAGCAAAUGGCUGUGGUACUGUCAAAUCAGAGUACUCGUUACAACAUAUUACGGGAGCCCGGGGAGCUACCUGCGGAAUGCUGCAUUCAGGUCAAAGUCCAAAUGCACUAGAGCAAACGCUCCUUUACGUUGUAUCACAUCUACAUUCUCGUAGCCAGCUUGAAGCAGGAAAAGUCAACGAGGCAGUAAGAGAAUGAAGGCCCAAAAUAUAGUCUGCAGGUGGAUUUCCGUGUAACACACAGGCAUUAUAAGACUAUUAUUGGUGAGAACUAGCUUUCUCAGUGCUGGAAGCCUUGUGCUGUAUUUCCCUGGUACGCUAACAUCGAAGAUGGUGAAAUGAAGGAUACGGUGAGAGAAUAGCAAGAAAGACGGCCAUUGAAUAUGAGAAACAGCCUGUAGGCGCAUCCAGUGGCUUAGCACGGGAACUGAGUCGAUCCUGGUGAAGCUCCUUU